Fusarium venenatum is the source of this 765-nucleotide messenger RNA. The record is from RefSeq and is a predicted model, not a curated record. NCBI's taxonomy places the organism in Eukaryota, Fungi, Ascomycota, Sordariomycetes, Hypocreales, Nectriaceae.
AUGGCUUAUAUCCAGCAUCUACCAUGUGAGCUACUGCUCGAAAUAAUGAUCUAUUGCAACUCGGAUGUUCUUUCUUUUGCUCGUUUCGGCGACGUCGAUCUUCCCUCUUUCGCGUUGGCAGGGCAUCUACGCCAUAUGAGACUACAAACAGGCUUCUACACUUUGUCGAGCUUCGUGGUUGAGGGAUGGAUAGAGCCCCUUCUUGAUCAAAACACCGAGGGAUCUAAGCCACCGUGUUUCCACAAGUUCUCACUCGCAGCACUCUGUGUAAUGUGGGAGGUUGGAGGAGAUGAAAAAAAGAUUUGUGAUACAUAUCAACAGCAAGCAUCAGCAACGACAACAAGAGGACCCGAUGCCGAGCCAACGUCAGAGGAGCUUCAACUUACUCGGCUGUCAACAGAUUUAACGCGGGAGGAACAAAGACUUUUUAUGGACGCGGCUUUCAACUUUGAAAGUACCGGUCCAAUCUCAUCCAUAUCUUUGAAACAUUGGGAUCUAGUGUCGGCUGUUGCCAGACGUCUCAAAUCUAUCCACGGCAACGUCAGGCAGCGAUGGAGUUGGGACAGCGGAUCUGACGAGAAGUUUUACGAUCCGUGGCAUUUGGAGAGUAAGGAGUGGGUGUACUUUAGUUCUGAACUUCCUCCUAAAUUGAGAAAUAUUGGUCAGAACAUCUGGGAGGACAUGUGGAAUCGGGAGGAUCCCCGCCGGAGGCCAAAUCACAACAUGAUGCCAUAUCGUGUAAACCCAAGCGACGAAGGACAAUAG